AUGAGCCCCUCAACACCUAGACAUCUUUCGACUUUGUUCGGGAUAUUGAAGCCCAAAAAGCCGCAGAAUGCCGAUCAUUGCCGGAGUGUCGCUGAAAUUCAACAAGACGAUCAGAACUCCCCAUCACCAUCGCCUCUUCCAGACAUCGAAAUCAACAAUACCCUCCGAACCCAAACAUUUCCGAACAUCUCGAGCAGGAGUCUACGCUCGAUAACCCCAGUCCACGAAACCCUCUGGCUCCAGGCAUACCGGAAUGUGAAAGAUGACCCGGAGAAGGGGAAGUAUGUCCAAAUAUAUGAGCCCCUGUUGGCGGAAUACCUCCGGAAGAAUUCCGAUACUGGCACGUUGCAUUCAGUCUCCGGUGCGCCAUCAGACGUCCAAGAAAAACGGCUAAACGACAUGAUCAGUGACGGGCUGAAGAGAAUCGAAAACUUCAAGACUGGCGUUGAAAAAUGCGAGAAGGUGAUCGGGGCCAUGAAGCCUUUGAAAACGUUCCUCGAUGGGCCUUUGAAAAAGGUUCCCUUAGCUGCGUUACCCUGGGCGGUUAUUUCCUCAACGAUUGAUCUUUUGUAUAACCCAGCUAAAGCAGGGAAAGACCUUUGCGAUGGGAUCGACUACACCACCAAUACAAUGAAGCUUCACGGCAACUGCACUAAUCAGCUCUUGUCCCUCGACUAUGCGAAAGACGGUACAUGCCUUCAGAAGUGUCGCUCUAUCCUUGAAAGGCAGGUCCUAGACAUGUAUGAAUUGCUCCUGUUUUACCAAGUAAAGAGUGUCUGCUACUUCCAUAGAGGCCAGUAUCUCAUCAUUGCGCGGGGUUUGUUGAAGCUCGAUGAUUGGGAUGGCGAUUUGGAAGACAUAAGAAAAGCAGAAACCGAUCUCCAACUGAACUCCAUUCGUUAUGAACAAAUGCGACACAAAGCGAGCGACGAGGAGGCCAAGGUCAAUGAGAAAUAUGAGAAAUUCCUCGAAAGCCUAUGCAGCGCCGAUCCACGAUCCCAGCUCAGCAGAAUCCAGGACGAAGAAGAGUUAAUCGAAGACUUGUACUCAUGGGUUUUCCAGAGGCCGGAAUACCAACAGUUCGUUGACUGGGAACAGCAAGACUCUCCGCCGAUCCUAUACCUCGGUGGGGGCCCAGGAACUGGGAAAACCAGGAUCUUGUCGGGGACAAUUAAAGCCCUUCUGGACCAGAGACUAUCUGAUGACCGCUUCCGGGCAAACAACAGUGUUGCCAUACUUCGGGGCCUGAUAUGGCUCUUGCUGCUCCAGCACCCACAACUGUUUGGCCCCAUACAAUCAAAGGCGGAGCAGAUUUCCAAGGGACAGCUGCACUUUAGUUGUUUGUGUGAUAUCCUUCACGAUAUUCUAAAAGAUGGCUCUCUGGGACAAAUCUUUUUCGUUGUGGACGGGGUGGACCGUUGCGAUGAACCGUCUAGGGAACAACUCCUCUCGUUUAUCAGUGAGGCCACACACACACUCCCGAAAGUGAAGUGGAUAAUCUCAGGCAGACCGCACGGUCUACAAUCUAUGCGAUUCGCUCAAUUUAUCGAUCUUGACGGGUACGACCGUUCCAACGAUAUCAACGUCUACAUUGAACGGAAGACCAUCCAGCUGAGAAGGAUGCUUCGGGCUCGAAAGAGCAAAUUUGAUGAAGCUUACAUCGGAUCUGUCGAGGACAGAUUGAGAGCAAAAAGAAGCAACACGUUUCUAUGCAUCUCCAUGGUUUGCAACGAGCUGCACAGAUUGUGCCAGAAAGAUAUCUUUAUUGAAUCGGUCUGGGAUGAGAUCCUAACAAAUGUUCCCCCGAAGCUGCGAGAACUUUACACCUUUUGUCUCGAACGAAGAGACAGCCAGUUGGACUCAAUCCAGAUGUCUAUAUACCGGAAAAAUGUUUUGGCAGUUACAAUGGUCGCAUUAGAGCCGUUGCCAUUCCCGGACGUCGAAGUACUGGCUGAUCUUCCCAAGAAUCGAAAUGCAGUACGACUAAUUGUCCAAGGCUGCGAGCCUUUCCUUACAAUUCGCGACGACACUGUACAUUUUGUUGAUCAAUCUGCCCGGGAUUUUCUCUUGGAACAUCCUGCACAGCUCUUCACUGGGUCUGAAGAAAUUGUCAACUCCAAAAAGACACAGCGCCUCCAUCACCAAAUUUUCCAGAGGUCCCUUGAGGAAAUGGACAAAAUCUUGAACCAAGACAUAUACAGCCUCGGCCGGCCUGGAGUUCUUUCUGACGAGAUUGUAAUUCCGGACCCCAACCCACUACGCCCAGUCCAAUACGCAUGUCGACACUGGGUGAGUCAUCUAGUCCAAAGCCAACCCAGCUCGAAUGAUAUGGAAAAUGUGCUUCAAUUCCUCGAAAGGAAUUUCUUGUGCUGGUUAGAAGCGUUGAGCCUGUUGGGAAACCUUCCGUAUAGCAUUGGACUAAUGGAUCAAUUGCAAUCACUUUCGGAGGCCCAAAAGUGCCCCGGGUUGUUGAACUUCCUGGGUGACGGAAGACGACUUAUCGUCAGCUUUCUGUCUUGUGAUUUCAAGGCGCCUCUGCAGCUGUAUGUCUCGGCGCUCGUAUUUUCCCCUGAGGAAAGCAUCGUGAGACGCAGGUUUCAAGAGGGAACCCCCCAGUGGAGCCUGAAAACACCGAAGAUGAUACAAAACACUGCAUCUGAGGACUCGGACGGCCACUCACGUUCAGUGAAAGUCGUGGAGAUUGCUCCAGACGGCUUACAGGUAGCAACCGGUGGAGAGGAUGGACUCAUAAAAUUAUGGGAUCUCCGCACUGGGAAUCUCCGAAGCAGCUUUGUCGGUCUCUCAGCAACUGUGACAUCAGUAACUUUCUCAUCCAAUUGCAAGCUAUUAGUAGCUGUAUCUAAGGGAGAUGCACUUGCAGUAUGGAAUAUCGAAGAGAGUCAGCCCACGAAGAAAUUCGAAAGAGCUCAAUAUCACGAGCUCAAUGAUGUCGAGUUUUCCCAGGAUGAUCAGUUGAUACGCGCAAAAUGUGGAGAGGACGCUCAAUUCUGGGAUGUUGAAUCAGGCUCCCGGGUUACUGAAGAUUCUACGAAGAGCGUUCAAACAACAAAUGCACGGGAUUACCUGACAGAAAGUCAAAUGCCCAUUAAUGCCUUCGAUGAGUGGGUUUUUGUUGAAGGAGAGAGAGCUCUAUUGCUCCCCCCGGAUUACAGGCCCACGCAGUGGGCUAUGCAUGAUAACACUCUUGUCAUUGGAACCAUGUCUGGUGAUGCGCACUUCAUCUGUUUCAACCAAAGGAAUGGAAUGUUUGGGGGAACACAGGCAGAAACUUGA
Messenger RNA from Aspergillus steynii IBT 23096, 3294 nucleotides. RefSeq lists its product as uncharacterized. Lineage: Eukaryota; Fungi; Ascomycota; Eurotiomycetes; Eurotiales; Aspergillaceae. The transcript is spliced from 4 exons. Gene Ontology annotation, molecular function: protein binding. The record is from RefSeq and is a predicted model, not a curated record. The coding region runs from base 1 to 3294 and encodes 1097 amino acids.